CUCUAGUUGUGGGCGUCGUUCUGUGACCGCGAGCCCGGCGCCCUGAGGCCCAGGGCCUUCCUUCCUUCCCUAGCUUCACGAAUCAAAGCCUUAGGCUUUAGUCUCCAGAGCCUGAGGAGGGACGAAGGGAAGAUGGUGGCGGCCAUCCCGCUGGCUCAAGCUUGUCAAGGGGUUCGGAUUGUGAAGGCAGAGGUUUAGAACCAAGCAAACGCAUCGGAAUUGGAAGGUCGGCCUUUCCGGUGACACCGGACAAAGCGGAAACAAGUCCAUCUUGCGGAGGAUUCUUGCGCACUUAUUCUGGGGACAACUCUUGAUAUUCUAACUGCAUGCGACUCUUUAAGCAUGGCAGAGUUGCAAAGGGCUUACCCGACCACUGCAGCGGACUACAAGCUUCAUGAAGAGAUUGGGCAGGGAGUCAGUGCGGUAGUGUACCGGGCGACAUGCUUGCCGUACAUGGAAGUUGUGGCCGUGAAGGUGCUGGACCUGGAGAAAUGUAAUAACAGCUUGGAUGAGAUCAGGAAGGAGGCUCAGACUAUGAGCCUGAUCAACCACCCCAAUGUGGUCAAAGCAUACUGUUCGUUUGUGGUGGAUGUGAAUCUGUGGGUGGUGAUGCCUUUCCUGGCCGGAGGAUCCUGUCUUCACAUCAUGAAGUCUGCUUACCCAGAGGGCUUCGACGAGCCAGUCAUUGCCACGGUCUUGAAGGAGACUCUGAAAGCCCUGGAUUACCUGCAUCGCCAUGGACAUAUCCAUCGUGACGUCAAGGCUGGCAACAUCCUGAUCGACACCAACGGGACAGUGAAGCUUGCAGACUACGGGGUGUCUGCCUUCAUGUUUGACAGCGGGGACCGUCAGCGCAGCCGGCAGACGUUUGUCGGGACGCCCUGCUGGAUGGCACCCGAAGUCAUGGAGCAGGUUCAUGGUUAUGACUUUCGAGCGGACAUCUGGUCUUUUGGGAUCACAGCACUCGAACUAGCACACGGGCAUGCCCCGUUCUCUAAGUAUCCGCCGAUGAAAGUGCUGCUCAUGACGCUCCAGAAUGCCCCCCCUGGUCUGGACUACCCCCAAGACAAGAGGUUUUCCAAGUCUUUCAAGGAGCUGAUUGGUCUCUGCCUGGUGAAAGAGCCCGGCAAGAGGCCCACUGCCGAGAAGCUCCUGAAGCAUUCCUUCUUCAAGCAUGCCAAGACCGCUGACUACAUCCAGCGCCACAUCCUGGAUGCUCUCCCCCCCCUCGGGGAGCGGGUCAAGAACCUCAAGGCCAAAGAUGCCGCUCGCCGCGCGCAAGCCAAGAUGCCCAUGAUCGAGCAGGAGGAGCGCUCCAACAACGAGUACAAGCGGGGCGUCAGCGGGUGGAACUUCGAUCUGGACGACCUCAAGGCGCAGGCCGCUCUCAUGGAGGACGACGAGCCUCCUGCCAGAGACGACCGCAGCCGACGGACCUCUGCCGCAAGCGUUGACGAGUAUGAAAGGGAGUCGCCUCCCGUUUCUGCUGUCCCCACUCCGUCGGCUGAGCGAGAGGGCGCUCGCUUCACGGACGUGCCCCUUCCCAGUGCGCUCUCGGGCAAGUCGGGCCCCUCGGGCCCCUCGCUUAGGGGCAGCGCGAGCGACAAGGAAAUGAAGCCGCUGUCGUCCACCUCCCAAAGGGAGAAGCCCAAGAACUUCUCAGGACCAUUGCCCAUGGGCAGGAAGGAGCCGAAGCACGUGGGCCGCUUUGACGUCUUCGAAGACGACAACGACACCAGUCCCGACUACCGGGCUCGGGACCGCGACCGGCUAGCAGCCACGAUUGGCCCCACGGACCGGCUCGGCGGUUCCAGCAAGGACCGUUCCGGCGACAGGGGCUCAGCGGUUGUCGGGCCGAGUCUCUCGAUGUCGCGGGAUCGUGACAGGAGCGGUAACGACAGCCGUCGAGACACAGAGUAUCGUGCUAGCGAGGGUGAAAGGAGGCAAGGUGGCAAUGGGGGAACUAGUUCCCGUAGCACAUCGAAGGAUGGAGACGGCAAGCCAGCCCCUGUCGUGCAGAAGAAGGGGAGGUUCAGUGUGUCUGAGGAAGUGGAAGAGCCGCACAUGCACAAAUCCGCUAGUGUCCCGGACUGGCCUGCCGAUCGCGAAAAGGAAAAGCCCGCAGUGCGCUUCGCCCAGACAGUAGCAGGCCCACAGAGCCGCCAGGAGUUGAACGUCCUGGGCGUGAGCACCGGCGGGGAGACGGUCCCCGUGUCUGCGGUGCUGCCCCAUCUGCAGAGCCUGAUGCACCACGCAGCAGUCCAGCAGGACGUUGUUCUGGCCCUGAUGAACAGCCUGAGCCCGGCCGACCUGCGCCAGAGUUACACCUCCCGGCGGGACCUCAGCCGGACCGUGAGCGCGGUGUCGGGCGAGUUCUCGCCGCUGGACCUGCCUACCGAGCGCGAGCGCGAGCUGCAGCAGCAGGUCAUCGAGUUGCAGACCAAGGUCGCCUCUCUACUUGAUGACAUCCAGACACUAAAGGGACGAAACGCAGGCCUCGAGCGCCAGCUGAACCAGAUCCACAACGAAGAAGAAGAGCGAAGGAUAAAGGCAGAAGAAGAAGCCGACGCUGACCAUCAAUAG
Molecule: messenger RNA, 2583 nt
Organism: Klebsormidium nitens
Lineage: Eukaryota; Viridiplantae; Streptophyta; Klebsormidiophyceae; Klebsormidiales; Klebsormidiaceae
Source: the annotation of a GenBank genome assembly